CUUCUUUUCCCCAAAUCCAUAUAUGGCAUCUCCCAGAGCAGCCCCCAUCCUCAGAUGUGCUUGUGCUGUCAGGAGGGGAAGAAGGAACUUGAAGCUGGAGGCAGAGCCAGUCAUGCCGUGGGCUUCCUCUUGGCACUGCUGAAUGGAGGGGUGUCCUACUGCCCACUUCCAUCAGGACUGAGAGUGGGCCUUGUGCGAUAAUUCCUGACGUUCAUUAUUUAUAGAGAAGCCAAAUUGAAUUAUUAAUACAGAAAAUUCAGAUAACGUUAACAAUUCUCAGUUUAUCACAGUUUCCCAUUAAUAAGGAAAAUUGGAAAUUUAUCAUUAUAUCUGUUCAUUAAAACUCACUUUUUUUUUUUUUUUUUUUUGCUUUUGGUGUCUUAAAUGAAAGCGGAGAAAUAAACUAAGAGGAAAAGCCAUUUAUUCACUACUUCUCUGGGCAAAGUCAGCCCAUAAUUUUUAAUAAAGUCUUUGCCAUUGUAUGUGAAGGGGAAGCUAAGCUGUAAUGAAAGCAGCUUUCCAACCAUGUCUGUGGCGUUCCUCAACUGUAGAACAAAUACUCGGAAGCACGUCCCAUUUCUUCUUUUUGUGGGAAUCUUGAAGCUGCGUGAUGGUUUUCUCAUUUCCCUCCCUCCCCAGCAGCUCUCCUUGUUUUCACCAUGUGUUGUUCCCAGCUCCGAGGAGUGAAUUUUAACGCCUCCCCUGCUUCUUUCAGAGAUGGCGGAUUCCUAUACCUGUAAAGGUGGAAGGAAAACUGCAGGCUCUAACAAACCCACUGCCAGCAAAGAAAGCAGGACGGAGACAAGGAUAAACCCACCAGCAGAGCUGCCCAAGCUGGGAAAUGCAAGCAGUGACAAAACUGAAGGCAGGAAGAAAGGAAGACCCAAGGCUGAGAACCAGGCACUGAAAGACAUCCCUCUCCCCCUGAUGAACCAGUGGAAGGACGAAUUCAAAGCCCACUCCAGGGUGAAAUGUCCCAAUUCAGGCUGCUGGCUGGAGUUCCCCAGUAUUUAUGGCUUGAAGUACCACUAUCAGCGCUGCCAAGGGGGUGCAAUCUCGGAGAAGCUGACAUACUCAUGCUCAUACUGUGAAGCUGCCUUCACCUCCAAAACCCAGCUGGAAAAGCAUCGGCUCUGGAAUCACUUGGACCGGCCAAUGCCAACCAGCAAAGCAGAAAACAAAGUGCCCAAGGCCAUUGGGAAGAGCAGUGGAAAGAAAAGACCUGCUGAGAGUUCAGCUUGCCCCACCAUCCAUCCCAAACAGGCAAAGAUGGAAAAAACUGUGGCCCAGGAGCACACGGAGAAUGGCGAGUGCCUGGCAGAGAGCCGGGAGAGCAAGGAGUUCCAGAUUGCAGCAGCUGAGGCGAUGGCAGCUGCCACCCCCACGGCCAAGUCCUCCAGUGGCAAGGACACCGGGCAGCAGCGGGGCAGCCAGGCCUCACUGCAGGAGGAAGACCCCGAGAGGAUGAAGCACAGAAGGAAACAGAAAACUCCUAAGAAGUUUACGGGGGAGCAGCCAUCCAUCUCGGGGACAUUUGGACUGAAAGGUCUUGUCAAAGCAGAGGACAAAGCAAAAGCUCACCGAGCCAAGAAGCUGGAGGGAAAUGCCAACAUGGAGGAGCUGAAAAAGAAACCUCCAGGAGUUGGUGUGAAGAAGGAAACAUCUGUGCAUCCACCAGCAGCAAACCCUGAGGACCAGUGGCAGCGGGAGAUCAGUGAGAAGGGGGAAGUUUCCUGUCCAACCUGCAGUGUUAUAACCAGGAAAACUAUUGUGGGACUCAAAAAGCACAUGGAUGUCUGCCAGAAACUGCAGGAUGCCUUGAAGUGUCAGCACUGCAAAAAGCAGUUCAAGUCUAAAGCUGGGCUGAAUUACCACACCAUGGCUGAACACGUCAGCAAGCCUGUUCCUGUGGAAACCGCUGGACUUGGUGAACAGGAAGAGCGGGAAAGGCUGAGGAAAGUGCUAAAGCAGAUGGGAAAACUGAAAUGCCCCAAUGAGGGUUGUGUGGCCAACUUCUCCAGCCUGAUGGGCUACCAGUACCACCAGAAGCGGUGUGGCAAGCAGCUUGCCGAGGCCGACAAGCCUGUGUUCAGCUGCCCACACUGUGGCAAGAAGUACAAAUCCAAGGCUGGCCACGACUACCACGUGCGGUCAGAACACACGGUCUUGGUGAGCCCCCCGGACGCCUCCACAGCCCAAGGAGCGGGGCCAUCCCCCCCCGGGGGGGACUGCAGAGCUGCAGAGCCCGUGGGCAGGACAGAGCCGGGCAAGGCCGGGCCGGGCAAGCCUCCAGAGGAGCCAGAGGUGAGGCCAGAGCCUGGUCCCAUAGAAGAUUUUGAGAGGACCCCGAGCGGCCGCAUCCGUCGGACGUCAGCCCAAGUCGCUGUCUUCCACCUCCAGGAGAUAGCAGAGGAUGAACUGGCCAGGGACUGGACCAAGCGGAGGAUGAAGGAUGACCUGGUGCCUGAAACAAAGCGGCUCAAUUACACCCGACCAGGGCUCCCAAAGCUCAAUCCCAGGCUGCUGGAAAACUGGAAGAAUGAAGUGAAGGAGAAGGGCCGCAUCAACUGUCCUAACAAUUGCUGUGAAGCCAUUUACUCCAGUGUCUCAGGGCUGAAAGCUCACCUGGCCAACUGCAACAAGGGGGACCACUCAGUGGGCAAGUACCGCUGCCUCCUGUGCCAGAAGGAGUUCAGCUCCGAGAGUGGUGUCAAGUACCACAUCAUCAAGGCUCACUCGGAGAACUGGUUCCGAACCUCCUCAGAGGCCAGCCGGAAAAAGAAAAACAGGGAACAGCUUUCUUCCAGCAAAGAGGAGAAAAAGAAAAGCACAAACGGGAAGAAAAGGGGGAGAAAACCCAAGGAGAGGCCUCCGGAAAUGUCCCCGAAGGGCAAAGAGAGCGUGACAGCAAAGACUAAUCACAAGAAAACCUUCGAGCACUGGGAAGGCUCCCGGAGCAGCCCCGAGGGGGACGAGCUCGUCCUCAAACCCCCGAGCCAGCGGAAGGGAGGAGCCAGCAAGAUGCCCGAGAAAUGAGCAGCUCAGAGACUCGUCUCCGAGGAUUCGUUUACAGCCCAGGGUAACAGGGUGGGGGUCUCUCCCAGUUUUAUGUCCCUUCCUCCCCAUCCCACCUCCCCUUGCCCCACCCUCCUCUCGCCCUCUUUUUAGAAAAAGGAAGGAAAAAAGAAAAAAAAAAGAGACAGAAAAUAUCAAUUAACCACUUAAAACAAACCACGGACCUUGUUUCACACUGGAAAACAAACAGGAUCAAGGAAGCUGGAACGUUCUCCACCCUCUGCCCAUGUAAAUACCCCUCGGCGGGGCCCCGCUGCUCCCCCCCGGCCCGCGAUUCCCGUUCCCUGCGCCAACCUGGUGACGCUUGAGCGAAAGAGAAGUGCAAUAGCAGCGGGGUCCCGUGGGCAGGGACC
Messenger RNA from Cinclus cinclus, 3428 nucleotides. RefSeq names its product zinc finger protein 512B (gene ZNF512B). The transcript has 16 exons. NCBI's taxonomy places the organism in Eukaryota, Metazoa, Chordata, Aves, Passeriformes, Cinclidae. Gene Ontology annotation, molecular function: zinc ion binding. The record is from RefSeq and is a predicted model, not a curated record. Bases 718 to 3036 code for a protein of 772 amino acids.